Molecule: messenger RNA, 9365 nt
Organism: Equus quagga
Lineage: Eukaryota; Metazoa; Chordata; Mammalia; Perissodactyla; Equidae
Gene: RNF24
Product: ring finger protein 24
Exons: 6
Coding region: 27-473 (148 amino acids)
Cellular component (GO): endomembrane system
Molecular function (GO): ubiquitin protein ligase activity; zinc ion binding
Source: RefSeq, a predicted model, not a curated record
AUUUAAGAUGCAAAACCAUUUCAUCCAUGAGCUCGGAUUUCCCACAUUACAACUUCAGGAUGCCUAAUAUUGGAUUCCAGAAUCUUCCUCUCAACAUAUAUAUUGUGGUUUUUGGCACUGCUAUAUUUGUCUUCAUCCUUAGUUUACUCUUCUGUUGCUACUUGAUUAGGCUAAGACAUCAAGCACACAAAGAAUUUUAUGCCUACAAACAGGUUAUAUUAAAAGAGAAAGUAAAAGAACUGAAUUUACAUGAGCUCUGUGCAGUGUGUCUAGAAGACUUCAAGCCUCGAGAUGAGUUGGGGAUUUGUCCAUGUAAGCAUGCCUUCCACAGAAAGUGCCUUAUUAAGUGGCUGGAGGUUCGGAAAGUGUGUCCACUGUGCAACAUGCCAGUUCUACAGCUCGCCCAGUUGCAUAGUAAGCAGGACCGUGGACCCCCACAGGGGCCCCUACCCGGGGCAGAAAACAUUGUAUAGCUUACCACAAGGAUCAAACUGUUGGGGGAUCCAAUGUCCAUGUGGAGCCAGGAGGAACACAAGCGGUCUCUGUGUUGGCUGCUCUACCUGGGGCACCAGCUGCCACUUCCUUUGCCUCAUGAAGAACUCUUGGGCCAGCUAAACUGGGAAUCCAGACUUCUGGGUCUUGUGAUAACCAAAGCACGCUGACACUACCCCAUGCCAAGAGAAGAGGAGUGGAUGAGCCUACAGGUUUGGCUCAAGAAACUUCAUGAGGGUCUCUUGCUAACUCCAUUGCACUCUGUCUCCCAGACACUUAUCUCCAUUUCAAGGUGAAUCUUUAUCAAGCAGAAGGGAAGAUAAACACAAGUGUUAGAGAAGGGAACUGAUGGCAGGUCUUUAAAGCCACCCCCCACCCUCUGGACAGAUGAGCUUCUCUGCAGACCCUGCAUGCCUUUGCAGUGCAAACCCUCCUGACAGCCCCUGAGCCAAGUACAACCAGCAGUUACCUCAGCCGAAGCAUGACCGUUGCCAGUGGUUGGUGAGGCAGUGCCAACAAAGCUUUUCACUUUAUGUUCCUUUGAUAAGGCCACCUUGGAACCCAAGGGCUUUAGUUACAACAGAGCAGCAGUGCCCCUCGUCACUCCUUCUCCCUCAAGUUCACAACACUUGCUUAACAAUUUACCUAAGCUGAAAACAUUAGGUACACUUGGAAAGGCCUGGUCAGAAGCCAUUUCCUCUUAUUUCCCCCUCCUACUCACCAGAGAGGCACAGCCAAGCCACCUAUCAGGAGCCCCAGCAGUGGGAGGGCCUCUGAGCCCAUGCUGUCCCUGUGUGACCCAGGGGGCGUCAGGAUGCUUCCCAGAUCCUCACAUACACAGUGUGGUUCCAGUGUAGCCGCUGGUCUUGCCCCACUGCUUUUGUGGGAGCCUCUGUGAGCCCCUCAGAGGCUCUGAAGAGGAGCGUCUUUCUGAGAAUGGCCACUCCUCCUGGCCUGCUGAGAUGAGAGGAGGAUGCUGACCCCCUUGCCUCUCCCCUUAUUCCUUCUCUCUGUUCUCUUCCCUCUCUUGCCCUAUCUCUGUUUCUACUUAAGAGAAAAUGACUUUUUAACAAUUUAAAGCAUCCCAAAUAAGAUCCCUAUGUAAUUCUGAAGCCAGGAAUCCACUUGAAAUUGUAAAUAGUUUCAGGAGGCUCCUGCAGGCUGUUCACCCAUUGGUGUGUGCCUCAGUAUUCAGACUUGUGAUGACUAAUUGAAGGUGUCUAGAGGAGAGAAAUGCAUGCUGCUCUUUGGCUCUUCCUGUCCAACUUUUCUAGAAAUGACUCAGAGUCCAUUAGGAUUCAUGAAUAUUGUAUAAAUUAGCUGUAUGAAGCAGCAUUGGGUCAGAUAGAGUUCUUUUCCACAGCCCUGCUCUCCACCUCCUUCCAUGAUAGGAGUAGACUCUUCAUUGACAGCUUUGCCUCUGCUCCAUCCCACAGGUAUGAGUGGGGCAGUUUUUCAUUGGAAAUACGGUCUGCAUGGUAUGGAGGGAGGGUGGCGGAAGCUUUGCUACUCUGUUCAUGGCAUGUCUCCAGGAAUUUUUUCUGGAAUCUAGCCUCAGCCGUCUUAGAAUGGGAAAGGGAACCUGUCCUUGAUUCAGGUGGCUGGUGUCAGAGGAGACGGAAAAUUCCCAUUAGUCUAGAAAAGUGCUGGGCAGAAUCCACUUUGGAAAAUUACAGAUCUAGUUGGUCAGAAUUGGCUGUUUCCCAUGUGUGACCUAUUCGUGGUAUGCCAACUGGGCUGCUUCUUAAACAGGGCAAGGGAAGUGUGGAAUAUUUUUCUAUGAAAGCCUUAGCCUGCUUGGCGCCGUGGAAAGAACCAUUUGUACACUCAACCUUUCACCCUCUGAUUCUGCCUUCUCUACUUGUAGCACAAUAGAGUGGAAUGCUGCAGAACACUCGGUUUACAGUGAAAUGUUUUCAGUAACCAGUGUCAGAAGUAGGCUUGCUUCUGACUAUCCUCAUUAAUGGCCAACACUCAGCACUUUCCAUGGCAUGGCCUUGAGACAAAGGUCACCUUGUUAUGGGGUUCCAAUAGGAAAGAGAAUUUUUCCCCUCAAAGGAGGAAUUCUUGUGCUCUAUACUGCAAAUUAUUUUGACUCAGAGCUCUUGUAGGAUUUUAGCCUUUCGGUUGCAGCCUUUUUCUGUCCCUGUGCACCAGUACCAAGGAGAAAGACUCACAAAGUCCCUGUAUUUGUAGGGAGGCAAAUUAAUUCAUUUCACUAUGUCACAGCUAAAGGCAAGUUGAGGUGGUCAUUGCAUAGCACUGGACCAGAGGUGCAGAGCCCAAAUAGUGCUGGCCACUACAAGAAAGCUCGAGAAUGCUGUGCACCAUUGUAGGUCUGCUUUGCCUCACAAGGUACCACUAACAUGACCCCAACACUUGUGAAUGUGGGAGGCUUUUUAAGCUAAGGUCAGGCUGGAUGCUGGGGUGGUGACUGGUGGUUCUGCUCAUAGUCAUCUCCCGUUUCUUGACUUGGUGUCCUACUGCAGCAUGGCCAGUGUCACUCAGCAGUAGUUCCUGUGACUCUUAGCAACAACCUGAAUGUGUUUGCAUCCCACAUCUGGGUCCUCCUCCAGAACUUCCCUGUGCUGCACCGCUGUAACUGCAGUUGGUCAGAGUUUAAUUUACAUCUUCCUUUAAUUCUGAUGAAAAUCACAGUUUUGUGUGAAGGACAAGGUUAAAAUCUCCAUCACGAAUUUUUUUGAAAAAAAGAGGUAAGGAUCCCUUAAUGCUCUUGGCUCAGGCCUCACAGUGAGACCACUGAGGCCACCCUGUCUGCAUCUGUCUCCAUGAGUUGUUGGUGACCUUUUGUUAAUCUGUAGACACGUGAGGACUCGGGUCUGCUCUUGGGCCAGUGGCUGGUGGCAUGGUGAUUUUUUUUACUUUGUCUUAGUGUUUCUUAAGCAGCUCAAAGAUUAGGUGUUAUUUGUGUGCUGUGGGUUAGUAGAGCAGAACUCAGCCCCAACUGGACUCCACAGGUGGCUGAAUCAUUAUCUAGUUGUUGCCAAGGGUACAGCUGAAUUCACCUGGCUUUAGAAACAGAACAAAACCAGCCUGACUUGAUUCCUGGUUGAACAGGCAUAAGACAUUAGUAGUUGUCAUCUGCCACUUUUUUUUGCCAGUGUUAUUUGGUUAGGCCCACCUCUGGCAGGUAAAGUCCUUGUAGCCAGUGCUCACCUAGGCAGAGAGCAGGACAAGUCAGAAAUGGCCAGAUGGGAGCAGGUGGCCCCUGGGAAAGUCUGGCCUAAGGGAUACAGGACCUCCCACCAUUGCCAAAUAGUCUGCUCUUGACAAGUCUUGACAAACGAAGAUCAUUUUCCCCAGUGCCAAGCCCCUCAGAUCCAUCAGAGGAAGACCUUGAGCCCUGUCCCUUUCCACAGCCCCACUCCAAAGCCUGUCAUCUCCAUGGUCUGAUCCUGCUUUGCUAAGCUAUUCUGAAUGACUGUAGUAGUUAUUUUUCUGAGAGACUUUCUGGGAAUUAUGAAUACACACUGGGAGGCAUCCCCAGAGCUCUGGACAGAAAAAGUGCUGAGAGGGAUUUGAGUCCCCUCUUGCCACUCACCAGCCAUGUGCCUUUCUGCAAGUUAGCCUCUCAACGCCUGAUUCCUUAUCUGCCACCCAGGGAUUGUAGUAACCGUGUCCUUGCCAGCUCUUGUGAGGAUUAGCCACCAUGUCCACGGCAGGCAGUAGGCCUGGGGUCCUGAGAGCUGCUGAUACUGGGCAACAUCAUGUCACACGGGGCUCCUCUGUUGUCCUGGUAGAACAGAACCACAGCAUGAGCCUCCCAAGGCGCAGGGGCUCUCCCUGGGGUCCAGGUUCACCUGGCUCCCUUUUCCUCUCCUGGUCUUCCCUAGUCAUCUCCGUCUACCUUUGCCCAAAGUGUUCCCCAAUUUGUUGCUCAGUGCUGAAUAUUCCUUUAACUUUUUGAAUAGGUAAUCCCUUCAUAUGGUUCACAAAUCAUAAACAGUUAGUCUUCCCUUGCAUCCUUGACCUCCAGCAAGCUCAGCUUCUCCCUGCUUGAACACCCACUUUAAGUUCGUUCCUUAUGUAUCCUUCGAGAUUAUUUAUGCACAUAGAAGCAGAUACACACACGGGUGUGUGUGUAUAUGUGCGUGUGUGUAUACUUCUCUUUUACUCGUGAUACCAGACAAGUAUAUUCAAGGAGCAUUCCUCUUCAUGUAGGAAGAACCAUCCCCAGAAGUCAGAGUAUCUGUAAAAGGUGAGCCCAGAAUUGGGGGUGUUUCACAAUCACAUUCCUUUUGAAUAAGGAAUAUUUGUUCUUGAUUGCAGUAUACUGGAAGUCUAGUUUUCUAUACAAAUCAGAAACUGCAAUCCCUCCUGACCCUCAGAUGCUCAGGUAAUACACGAGCACAAUCAGUUUGUAGGCUGGCUUUCUGAGCUGUGACAGGACAUUCAGGAGCAGGCUCUGUAGCUGGGAGCAGCAGUGCAGGCUUCAUCCACAUCCGGCAACUUUUGCAGGGGCCUGGACAAGCUGCCUCCCGACCCCCCGCAAUCUUGGCCAGUUCCAAGUAAGGCUCAAGCAUUCUGCAGGGAUGUCUGGCCACAAAUGUCAUGGUUUCUUAGGUGAACUCCUGUGUUUCUGAGGCAGGAGUUUGAGAAGCAGCAGCAGCUGAAGGCUGAGGCAUCCUUCUAUUUUGUGGGACAGACGUUGCUAAGAGGUCAGUCUCCUCGGAAUGUCCAUGUUCAGAGUUCAAGGAUCUGCUCCCUUGCCCUCCCCACUCUUUAUGCACACACUAAAAAGAAAAUGCUUCCCAGAGAAUUUUCUCCUACUGGAACACUUUUUCCAUCCAACAGAAAUUACCCCACCAGUAAUCUUUUAAAAAAUCUUUUCUUCUAAAUUCAUUUUUGCCCCUGCAUGAGCGGAAAGUUAAAGCUGCUUCCUCCAGGCACCCCUGGGGAGAGGGGCAUGGACUCACACCUCUCGGUCCUCAUCCACCUCCCUGGUGUCCUGCCACCCAGGGCAGAAGCCUAGGGCUUCCCCUGGAUUAAAUGUGCGGCUUGGGCCCCUGACCUGAAACUUGAAUUAUAUGUGAAACUCCACCCUUCUGUCACUUGAUCUCGGGCCCUGGGUUAAUGUGUCUCUCACAUUAGCUCUUAUAUUUCUUGAGUAAAGGAGAUGAAUGAACGUGUCUAAAUUCUGGUGACAUUUGCAGUUAAUAACUGGAAAAUGCUGUGUCAUGGUUCUUUGGUAGAUUAUUGAAGGAUCCCACGUGCUAUGGAAUGUGUUCCCAUGAGUGGAAAUAUCAGGAGGAAAGAGGGGCUUGUUCACCAAAUCUGUCAUUUUUCCAGUUCAGCUUUAGAGCCCAAAUUGUUGCAAGAUGCAAACAGUUUUACUCCACUUUUAGACCAAGCAUCAGCAUUCUUGGUUUACCAAUCCAGUGCUCACUUCCAUGGCUAUGGGAUCAGGAAGAUAACCUCCUUGCUCCAAGGACAUGGACCUAGAACCUGGGUCCCUCCCGUGUCAAGGGACGUGUCUGUAUUUGAUGAAGCUCCCUCAGCUCCCUGUGCCAGUACAAGCCUGCCAGAUCUGCAUCUUAGGCCAUCUGCGCAGUCCCUCCCCUCCCAGGCCCUGCUAGAGCUGGUGGGCAGAUAGGUCCAGUGUCAGAAGUCCUUCCUGCUGACAGCCCGGUCUUCCAAGAGAGUGUUCCCGAUAACUGUUGUCUCUGGGCCUCUUGACAGAUCAUUGCCAGGAAGGAAGGAAUUUUAGUCUUGUUUAGUCCAUUGGGGUUUAUUCACUAGAUAUUGUAUAACUCCCUCAAAAAAAUGUUUAUGAAAUGCUGAGCCUCAGGUUUCAUAGACGUGUUUGUACACUAAGAAUUCUGCAGCAGAAUAUUUUUAAACAUUCGCAGUUUUUUGUAAGCUAUAUUUUUGUAUAUUUAAUUGCUAUUUUAAAAUUUUAAUGCAUUUUGCUAAUUACUCUUGUUUAAAAAAUAAAACAUGCAUGUAAUUGACUGAAACAAAUGUAAAUAAAAAGCAGAUUUUGAAAACACUUCAUGUUGUGUAUGUACCCUUCAACUCAGAGGGCCUGUGGUCACCCACACUCCAUUUAAGGCUGUGCAGCAAGAGUUGAAAAGUCAAGAUGAUUGAUUGUGAUGAAGGAGCUUCUGGCCUGUCCCUUCCAGUGGCACAGGUGGGGUGUAGGUCAGCAUUGAUGAGGAGAGCACCAGGCCACAGCAAGGGAGGAGGAAGAAAGGCCAAGGCCCUACCAGCCACCCUGGCCUCAGCUCUGCAGGUGGGAGCUGAACAGAGACGAGCAGUCUCCCACAUGUGGACACUGGUGCUCAGGACAGCCAAAGUGACAGAACCAGCCCACACCCUACUCCUCUAGCGAUAUCCCAGGGCUGGAAAUACCAACUAUUCUGACAGAAGGAGAAAAAACAUCUCUUGGUCCCAAGCCAUCCUGUGGCAGCCAGUUUCUCCUCACCACCCCUCACUAGGCCCUCUGCAGGUCAGCUUCUGCCCCAUGGCUUCAGGGAAACUGCUCCCUCCAAGGCCAUCCAUGAGCCUACAGCCAAAUCUGGGCCACCUCAUAAACCUCUUAAUGCAGGAGCCUGGAGAGCUCCCCUCCCCUCAGUCUCCUGAGCAAGAGGCCCCCACCAGUCCCUCCUCUGACCACGCUUCAGUUUUCUUUGUGGCCUUUUCCUUCUCUGACCAUCACUUGUUAUUCUCACUCUACCUUGGUAUUCACUAAAUUCACACCUAUUUGCACAUCAUUCUCAAGUCUGUUAUCACCAAAUAUCCAGUUGCCUAUUUGGUAUCCAAGUCAUGAAGUCCAAAACCGAGCCUCCCCGCCAAGCCAGGUGCCCUCACAGGACCUCCUUCCCCCAUAUCCAACCUCCACAUCCCAACAGAGCCCACUAAGCAUGCAUCUCUCUCCACCUGACUAUCUAUUGCUCCCUUUUUGGUUUAGGCUACUCCAUUCUCACCUGGACCGUCAUCACAGCCACCCCUCCCCCACUGCCUCUAGUGGGGAGCAUGGGUGGCACCCUCGGGCUACCACUUGGAGGGCAGACCUAGAGGGACAACUGUUGAGACAGGGCAGUGUCUUACAUCAGGAUGGUGGCAGUGAUGACUGGAGAUUGGUUUACAUGCAUCUUACAAGCUGGAGGUACUGAAGUGGUGGUAACUGGGAGAAGAUGCCAGCGGAGGUUCAGGGAGAGGAUGUGGACAUUUCUGUGUAGAGAUGGCCUUGGAGAUACCCAAGUGGAGAGAGAGGAAGGCAGUCAGUGCCUUGGGGCUGCAGCUCAGAGGGCAGGAAAUGGGCCAGGCAUGCUACCUCGGAAAUCAGUCAAGGUGAGUGCUGAUGACUGCUUAAAGAGCUCCAGGACCGCACCUGAGGGCUGGCAAUAUGUGUCUUCAGAGCAUAUGCUAGUAGAGACAGAAGUGGCCUGGAAGGCAGAAGGAAAAGCAAGAGGGAUCUGCUGUGUUAGAACUGAGAGAGAGACAUGAAACAUCCACUAGAUUUAGUAACGAGAUUCACUGGUGACCUUAUCAAGAACCGUCCCAUGGAGGGAUGGUGUGGGCUGAGCAGAGCCCUAAGUGAGGUCACGAAGCGGGAAGCCAUGGGGCCCCAGAGGUGGGAGGGAUUGCAAGGCAGGAGGGGGCUCUGACCAGUUCUAGCUGUGUGACCUCAAGCAGGUUUCCUCCUCUAAGUUGUGGUGAUGAUAAGGGCUACAGGAAACGACCCAUGUAAAGCACACACCUCGUGAGCACAGCAAGUUUAGGGCGAGCACGGGGACCAAUAGCACGGAGCUGCGCCUGCAUGGGGAGGGCUCGCUCCCGCUCCCUCCCUCCUCUGCCUUCUCAAUAGGCCUGGGGAUCACUGCCCAGAGAAAGCGGGGAGGAGGGCCUGGGGCACCAGAGGCUAUGGUAUCAGUGAGCCCACGAGCGGAGGUGGCAUUGUUUUGCUGGCUGUAGGAGAAAGGUGGGACCACCAAGCGUGCGUCUGGAAGGGGCCCAGGGUAGAGGACAGGAUUGGAGGUGGCUCAGGCAGGGCCAGGAAGGGAGACAGCAGAGACAGCAGCAAGGACAACAAUCACUACCCAAGGACCGCGAUUCCCAUCCCCCCAGCCUCCCUCCAGCUCUGCGGCCUGCGCAAGGCCAGCAGGACCCACAGCCCAAAAGCGCCUGAGAUCGCCCUCGGGAAAUGGCCGCUCCCUUCCUGGAAGGCAGCCGAGGCCACGUGCCUCUGCUGCCCCCACGCGGCCCCCAGCACAGGCGUCGAGGGAGCCGAGCCGACCUAGGAGUGGCGCGCUGUGCCCCAGCCCCUCCUGCGCCCUUCCUCCCUUGGAACCUUCCCUGCACGUCUGGUGUCCGCGCUUCGCCUGAAACCAAGCGGCGCCAGGAGGCUGGAAGCCUUAGGGUUUCCUUCUAUUUCAAAGGCUGCUUUAUACAAACCCUUCACUGCCUUCAACAGUGAGGCAGGCACCAAACAAUACACAAAAUAAGACAAACGUUGCUCUAUCUCCAAGGGGAAGGUUUUUUUUACAUCAGUUAUUCUGCACAGCAGAAAGAGGAGGUUCAAAGUCACUCUCUACCAAGACUCCAUCUAUAAACCUCUCUCCUCAAAGCAGCCUUUUAAGCCAGCAGACCAGGCAGUUUCCGGCAGGUAGGAAGACCAGAAGUGGGAGAGGAAGGCUCUCGCGAGAACCCGCCCUGCUCCCCACGAGUUAAUCAGUACACAUCUCAACUCCUCGCUUUCUACUGGCCUGAAAGUAUAACCAGAUUCUCCCCGUUCCCUGAAAAGAUGUCCACUCCAGCAGCCCUUUUUGUCUGGUUUUAGUCUUCCAGAUUGUGCUUUUCGUACCAGCUUACUUCCAUCAGGUCAAGAAUCCCCCCACUACCUGAGGAAA